ACGGUCACCCUAAAUAAAUAAAUGACAAUUUCAAGCGGAAAAUAAACCCUAAAAAGUCAAUGAAUCGCUCGAUUUGUAAAUUGUGCACCCAACAGUGAGUGGGUAAAGUGCGAUAGUCGAGGAGACCGUCCCCAGGAGCCCUUAAUCCCGCCAAGGAGCGGAUGAAGGGUCGCUAGACGAGCCGAGGCAGUACAGCAACAAUUGUUAUUUUUCGCCCGUCGAUUUUCAGGGGGAGGGGGCUACGGACAUCAGCCCCUUCGGUUUCUAAUUGAAUUAAAAAAAGAAGGGGGAGAGGCAAUAAUACCCAGGUCAGUCCAAUAAAACCCAGGCAGCUAAGCAAUGGUCUUCAUCCGUGAUCCCUGUGGCAUCGCCUGCCUAGUAGUGACCUACGGGGCAGUUCUCUACGCGGACUAUGUUGUCAUACGCUGGAUUAUCUUGACCACAAUGCCGGGCAGCCUCUGGAUGUCUUUCCAUGUGGUGCUCUUUAAUACGGUCGUCUUCCUGUUGGCCAUGUCCCAUUCCAAGGCAGUGUUUUCCGAUCCCGGCACCGUGCCCCUGCCAGCCAACCGUCUAGACUUCUCCGACCUGCACACUACUAACAAGAACAAUCCUCCGCCCGGAAAUGGACAUAGUAGCGAGUGGACUGUGUGUACUCGGUGUGAAACCUACCGGCCACCGCGGGCCCACCAUUGUCGGAUUUGCAAGCGGUGCAUCCGAAGGAUGGAUCACCAUUGCCCCUGGAUCAACAACUGCGUGGGAGAGCGCAAUCAAAAGUACUUCCUACAAUUCCUCAUCUACGUGGCACUGCUUUCUCUCUACUCCAUUGCCCUCAUAGUCGGCUCCUGGGUGUGGCCUUGCGAGGAGUGCAGCCAGAACGUGAUUGAAACCCAGUUGCGAAUGAUUCACUCGGUUAUCCUAAUGCUGGUAUCGGCCCUGUUUGGUCUGUUUGUUACGGCCAUCAUGGUGGACCAGUUGCACGCGAUUCUGUAUGAUGAGACGGCCGUAGAGGCGAUACAGCAAAAGGGCACCUACCGACCCAACCGGCGCAAGUAUCAACUCCUGGCGGACGUCUUCGGACGCGGACAUCCGGUGCUUUGGCUGCUGCCGUGCACCAGUCUGAACCACGCCUCCCGCUACCACGAUACGCCUCUUCUGAGCCACGAGGUCUAGGGUCAGGAAAUAUUCUUUAUAUUUUGUCCUUGUGUUUACUGUGCGGCUAAGAGAGCCCAAGAAUGUUUUUAGUUUUAAAUUACUGUGUGAUUUUUUAAUCAGCCUCCCCCACCCGCAGCCAGUUAAAUUGAUGUGUAUGUCGUAUUAUGUAUUAUAUGCAGAUUCCAACUUAAUUUAUGCUUUAGUUUAUAAUGUUUUGAAAUUAUAAAUAUAAUGAAAGCAGCGUCGAGACAUGGAUAUUUUAUAAGGAACUUUUUGCAAUUGCUUGUUUGAUAAUGCAUACGUAGAUCAUUUGUACACCGAUAUGAAUCUUCGGCCACCCGGGGUAUUUUUACCAGUAUCCGACUAAGCAGUACAUUCUAAUCUGAGACGUUUAAAAAUCUCAAUUGUAUACAAUACUACAUAGAUAUAAACAUAUACCGAGCUAGAGUAUAAGUCCUUGUAAAAGCAUUUACGAUACGCCCGAGAUAGACGCAUAUACCAAAAACAUAAACAGAGAGAUCAAAACUCAUUUAAAAUAGUGAGCAGCAAUAGUUUGUAAUAUUUGUAAUCACGUCUUAGUUGUAGUUUAUUGUUCUUUUGACAUUUACGACCUUCGAGCAGCACUAACAAGAAUUUGAAUGUAACACCAUUAUCCGCAGUUUGUGACCCUUGAAUAGUUUCCAAUAAAGCUAUCCGAUAUGCAUAAGUAA
This is a messenger RNA of Drosophila eugracilis, 1862 nucleotides long. It is a transcript of the gene Dnz1, whose product is annotated as palmitoyltransferase ZDHHC3. Gene Ontology annotation, molecular function: protein-cysteine S-palmitoyltransferase activity. Gene Ontology annotation, biological process: protein targeting to membrane; peptidyl-L-cysteine S-palmitoylation. Lineage: Eukaryota; Metazoa; Arthropoda; Insecta; Diptera; Drosophilidae. The transcript is spliced from 3 exons. Gene Ontology annotation, cellular component: endoplasmic reticulum; Golgi apparatus. The record is from RefSeq and is a predicted model, not a curated record. Bases 340 to 1170 code for a protein of 276 amino acids.